AUACAUCAACUCGUUAGGAAGGAGUAUAGACGUGUGCUAUCGUCCUACACACAGUUAUUUAUUUCAAUUAAUUAUAUAGUAUCUAGUGAUUAAAAUGGCUAAAGUUAAAGUGGAACAAGGUUGGUUGGAAGGGGAAAUAUUGGAUGCCCAAUUAGGAGAUGGUGGUUUAAGAAAAUUCUACAGUUUUAAAGGAAUACCUUACGCGACUCCGCCGUUAGGCAAGCUUAGAUUUAAGGCACCAGUACCCGCUCAGCCUUGGGAUGGUGUUAGAAGCGCCAAAGAGCACGGACCAGUGUGUCCCCAAAAAGACAUCUUCACUCAAACAAUUAUCCCAGGCAACGAAGAUUGUUUGUAUCUGAACGUCUACUCCCCAGAUCUGACGCCCUCUAAACCUCUAACGGUCAUGGUAUUCAUCCACGGCGGUGGUUACAAAAGUGGUUCAGGUAACGUAGACCACUAUGGCCCAGACUUCUUAAUGGCCCACGAUGUUGUCCUAGUUACUAUAAACUACAGACUAGAAGCAUUAGGAUUCUUAUGUCUCGACACAGAAGAAGUUCCCGGCAACGCAGGAAUGAAAGAUCAAGUUCUUGCAUUAAAAUGGGUGAACGAAAAUAUUAGUAAAUUUGGAGGAAACCCUAAUAAUAUCACCAUUUUUGGCGAAAGUGCCGGAGGUGCCUCCACAGGGCUACAUAUCUUAUCACCUAUGUCAAAAGGCCUGUUCCAAAGAUGUAUACCAAUGAGUGGUGUACCAUUAUGUGAUUGGUCUGUACCAUUCGAACCUAGAAGACGCGCCUUUGCUUUAGGUAAACAGUUAGGUUUGGAUACAAACGACGAUAAAGAACUUCUGGAAUUCCUCCAAAACGUCCCUGUACAGGACUUAGUAGACGUGAAGGCGUGUGUGAUCACUUCCGAAAUACUCUCGGAUAAUAUUAUAAAAAUGUACCCCUUUACACCUGUCAUAGAAAAAGAUUUUGGAGGUGUACAUUUUCUUACGGAAUGCCCGAUAAAGAUUUUGAAGAGUGGUAAUAUUAAUGAAGCAGAUGUCUUGAUAGGCUAUACCAGUAUGGAAACAUUGAUUAGUAUACCUGCGCUGGAGAAUUCUCUUAUAAAAGACUAUUCUAAAUACCCGGAACUAUUAGUACCCAGGAAGAUAUUGCUUGAGUCGACGCCAAAGAAAAUAUUAGAACUCGCUGAUCGCAUAUACAAGCAUUACUUUGGGACAAAACGUAUAUCUUUAGAUUCUAUGAAGGAGAUGAUAAUGUAUACAGCAGAAAGUACAUUUACAUAUGACAUACACUUAUAUUUGAAGCUCCUUUCUAAGGCAAACAGAAACAAAAAAAUAUAUCAAUAUAGGUUUUCAAGCUUUUCUGAUCGAAAUAUUUUCGGACAAUGGGGUAUGAAGUAUGGUUUAGUUGGUGCUUCUCACUUAGACGACCUGAUGUACUUAUUCCACGCAAAACAUGCUAAUUUAGAACUUGGACCAAAAGAACAAAAAUUAGUAACACAAGCUUGUACUCUAUUCACCAACUUCGCUAAAUAUGGGGCUUUGACCACUCCUACAUCUGGAAUAGAGUGGCCAGAGUACGGGGAGGGAGAGUACUAUGGAGAUAUAAGCGAUGAAGUCACCAUUGGCCAACACCUGGACCAUGAAGCCAUUAGCUUCUGGAAAAGCAUUUACGAAGAUGCGGGAAUGGACUAUUUUAAUAUCGAUUAAGGUUAAAUAAUAUAAUGCCUACAAUCGUACAAAACGUUUUUCCGAUUCAUGUUAUUAUGUUUAAGACAAAGGAUUUUCUCUAGAGAACAGGGUAACAAGAGUGACAGCCUGAUAUUAUUUAAAUAAAGAUAUACAAUAAUCUGCCAAACUCAAUAAAAAACAAACAAACAAAGAAUUUAUUAACUAAAAAUAAUUAUUAUACAUUCUUGUAUGGUAUAAUAAUUCUUUUUUUUUCACUUAGGUAUUCACCUAAGUGAGAAACUUUAACUCUACUUUUGUAUUUUAAUUUUAAUAUCUACUUAAUUUAAAUAUCUACUUAAUUUAAAUAUCUACUUAAUUUAAAUAUCUGCUUAAUGGGUAAGUUCUAAAACAUAAAUUAUUUAGUUUAUUAAAGUAAGGAAAUACUUAUUACAUAUACUUAUUUUAAAAUUUGCUGUGCCCGACGGGGUCCAUAAUGAUACUUUUGUUUUUUUUAUAUAAACAUCCUAAUACUACAUUGUGGAUUG
Molecule: messenger RNA, 2220 nt
Organism: Diatraea saccharalis (sugarcane borer)
Lineage: Eukaryota; Metazoa; Arthropoda; Insecta; Lepidoptera; Crambidae
Source: the annotation of a GenBank genome assembly